AUGCCAUCUGAUUUGUUCCAGGGUCUGAAUGUACUGGUGGUGGGCCCUCAGAAUGACGAGACUUUAGGGUUCGAGAAGAUGCUUAAGAAUAACGGGUGUGACUCGGUACCUCUCUACAACACUGAUACAGGGGAGGAACUUACCGACAAGAGCGCGAUCAUAUCAUAUUUCAAGUUGGAAGAAACGGAUAUACAUUUCAUAGUUUCGAACACGUGUGAUUUCUCGUUUUACAAAGUAAUGGCGUUUGACCUUUACAUCCCCGUAGUCAAAUCGUCGUGGAUCAUCCAUUGCAUAGCCAAGAACAAGAUAGUACAGCCGGAGACGCAUAGUCCGAAUGGAACUCACCAUUUGAAGAAUACGCAGAUAUACCUCUCGCCGUUCUCAUUCACAGAGGGUGAGAUUGCUUUCUACUCUCAGAUGAUCGUAUCCCUCGGUGGUAGCAUCAAUCAGAUACUUUCGACGAGGACGACGCAUGUGAUCGCAAACCAACACGAAGACCUUGCCAUCAGUGCAGUGGAGGUGUUCCCUGGGACCGCAGCGGCUAAGAUAAAGUUUGUCUACGUCACAUGGCUGGUAGAGUGUUUCAUGAGUUGCUCGGAUGUCGGGACAGCGGAGCAUACGAUCACUGAGAAAUCAACGGACAAGCCCGCCUGGGAGAGAGUGGAGUCUCUCCAACUCUCCAGGGGCCAAUCCAAAUUUCUCACAGGUUACACGUUUGUGUUGGACCAGCAAAUGGGCGGCCAAAUAUGUGGCAUUCUCUCGCGAAUCGUGGCGGGACUUGGCGGUUCCACCAACUCGGACCCAAUUAUAAGUCAAGUGCGGUCAUUCCACUUGGGUGGGUUGACCGUUACUAACGGGGACGGACACAACACGUGGUACUGGUUGUUUGAGAUGAUCCAGCUGGACUCGUUCGUCCCGUCCGUUGGCAAAUUGGUAUACCGUUCCCCGCCAGGCGCCGUGUUCGAGUCACGCCGGAUGAGUGCAAGUUACAGCAACUUCUAUGCUCUUCAAAGACACUACGUGAGGACUGUGUGCCGUAUGCUUGGAAUUAUCCCUACACCGGAGUUGACGCGUGCGAACGAGAUCCUUGUCACGCGGUCGCGUUCUGGGAGGAAGUACACCGCUGCGACGACGCAGUUGAGGGACCGGUGCAGUGUAGUGAACUACCUGUGGCUGGAGGACUGUCUGCGACUGGGGGAGGCAGUCGAUACCGCUGGGUCGAGGUACGCGGAGAUACCUGUACGUGUCUCUGAGGGCGGUAACAUGCUCGGCCAGAUCGGUGCCGUGCAGAACAGUGUGUCACAAGAGGACGCAUCGGGGGGUACCCCUGAGACGCAGAUUGAUCUUACGCAAUCCGAUGGGAGGGCGGAUGACAAUUUCCAAACAGCAUCUGAGCAUCACCGUGAUGUAGUGACGAGCAGCCCGAGUGGGUCUGAAGGUGACGACGACUCGAUUACUAAACCUGGCGGGAAUGUAUCGGCGAACCACAUCAAGCUUCAAAUAGAGGAUACAGAGUCGACGCAGGGAACGAUGCACUGUACGAGACCUGAGAAACGUAUCGGCGAGUCCCCAGUCCAGCAGCGAUCCCAAACGGAAGAGGGGUGUGGGGCCCCCCACGAAAAACCGAUAGACAACCGAGAUUCCCAUCGGCCGUACCAGAUCGAGGCUGUGACCACUAACUGCCUCGAGCGGUUAACCGCCGAAGAGAAGCAGCGGCUAGGGGAACUCGGCGUGUCCCUCCACGAUGACGUCGCGACGGCGACACCCCACCGCCAAUUGAACUGCAUAAUAGCGCCAAAACGGUUGAGAACGGUCAAGUUCCUGACAAGCCUGAGUUUCCACCCGUUGCAGUACGCUCUCGUGCCGCAGUUUGUUGAGGACUUGCUCGCGCUAAACGAGAAGCCCCCCAUCGAUGAGUACCCGGAUGCCGGUGACCCUCAGUACCGGAUCCCAGAGGUGGACCCCUCUGUGAUGGCUCUGAGUGCGCUGCCGGCAAGAGUGUUCCCACGAGCGGGCAUCCACCGCGUCAACCUCGCCCACGACAUCGCGGGCGGGUCCACGGUCGUCGCGGGCAUACUACGCGCGCACGGGAUCCAAGAGACCCGCACGCUCCCGCGCAAGUUCCAAGAGGGCGACAUCCUCAAGAACGAGGCCGGGGGCACCACCGAGGCCGCAGCACCAGACUACGUGCUCGUCGCUACAAGACCCUCGCAGGCCCGACGGUUCCAGCAACUCACUGGCCACGCAGCGGCCACCGCGCUCGUCGUCGAGUGGAACUGGUGCGUGCAAUCCAUCUUCGACCUCCAGUGCAACACGCUCUCGAGCGAGUACAUAAUCCGCUGA
Molecule: messenger RNA, 2343 nt
Organism: Huiozyma naganishii CBS 8797
Lineage: Eukaryota; Fungi; Ascomycota; Saccharomycetes; Saccharomycetales; Saccharomycetaceae
Exons: 1
Coding region: 1-2343 (780 amino acids)
Biological process (GO): double-strand break repair; DNA double-strand break attachment to nuclear envelope
Cellular component (GO): nucleus; Cul8-RING ubiquitin ligase complex
Source: RefSeq, a predicted model, not a curated record